CAGAGAGAGUGAUCCAGGGGGAAGCAGAGGGAAGCACAAAGGCAGCGGCAAAGGAUUGUUCUAGCAGAAGAAAGGCAGGAAAAUAACCAGUGGCUGAUUGCCUGACAUCCCAAAGCAAUGGGUUUGUUAGAUUGCUGUGCAAGAUGUCUUGUUGGGGCACCCUUUGCCUCACUGGUUGCCACUGGGUUGUGUUUCUUGGGGGUAGCACUCUUUUGUGGCUGUGGGCAUGAAGCACUCACUGGCACAGAGCAUCUGAUCGAGACCUACUUCUCCAAAAACUAUCAGGAUUAUGAGUUUCUUAUUGAUGUGAUCCAUGACUUCCAAUAUGCUAUUUAUGGGGUUGCUGCUUUCUUUUUCCUCUUUGGAGCCCUCCUGCUGGCCGAAGGCUUUUACACCACCGGCGCUGUCAGGCAGAUCUUUGGCGACUACAAGACCACCAUCUGUGGCAAGGGCCUCAGCGCUACGGUAACAGGGGGCCACAAGGGGAGGGGUUCCAGAGGACACCGUCAAGCUCACUCUUUGGAGCUGGUGUGUCACUGUUUGGGAAAAUGGCUAGGACAUCCCGACAAGUUUGUGGGCAUAACUUACGUCUUGGCCAUCAUCUGGCUCCUGGUCCUGGCCUGCUCUGCUGUCCCUGUCUACAUCUACUUUAGCACCUGGACAACAUGCAACUCCAUUGCAAAUCCCAGCAAGACUUCAGCCAGUAUUGGCAAUCUAUGCACUGAUGCCAGGAUGUAUGGUGUCCUGCCCUGGAACGCCUCUCCAGGAAGAGUGUGUGGGCAAAGCCUUCUUUCCAUCUGCAAGACAGCUGAGUUCCAGAUGACUUUCCACCUGUUCAUUGCAGCAUUUGUUGGGGCUGCCAUCACAUUGGUGGCACUGCUCACUUUCAUCAUCGCAGCCACCUACAACUUUGCGGUCCUCAAGCUCAUGGGCCGAGGCACAAAGUUCUAAACGCCAAGGGAGCUGAUGCCACAUUUACAAGACACCCUUCCUCCCUUAACGGCAGGCUUUAACCUGAUGCAGUCACAUUACGCCAAGCCUCCUUCUCUAACUCUGCCGAUUUCCCUCCUCUUCCUCUGCUAUUUGAUGCCGAGUAUGUGGCAAAGGAGGAGAGAACCACACCCAGCAGCAGAGAGCUCUUCAUGCCCUUUACUAUCCAUGUACAUCUGAUGUUAUCUGGCCUCACAGCAAAAAGAGAGCUCUGCAAAAUGAAAGGGAUUUCCUGCCAUCAGUUUGCAAGAAAAAGAGCAGCUAAUUUACUCCAGGUUUUCUGCUGCCAGAUAUGAAGGAUGGAAUCAUGCUUGUUGUCUACUAAGGUGGCAGGGUGAUGUUGUUACAGAGAAAGGAAGGAAGAACUUGAAGCUUGCUAGAGACUCUUCUUGAUGCCACAGAAAAUAGGAAUUCCAUCAAUGUUUGAAGAAGUGAUAGAGGAUACAAGAAUGAAACAAACCUUUAUAGGAUCCUGCCCGCCACUGCCCGGGCAACGGGGUUAAGAGCAAGGAUCUUCCUGACAUAGGAAGAGAGCACUGACCCCAACCCUACUCCAAUGCUGACAGAAUGCUGACAUUCCUCCUUCCCCUAACCCAACCAAUCCUAUUGAAAGCAUUUAAGGAGCUUGGCGCCCCUAUAGUGAAGGGGGCCUCUUGUCUUCAUACUUUGACAGAGAAGAGCCAGGCUGCUCUUCAUGCUUCCUCUGUGCUGCCAUGUUGUUAACCAGAUGUUGGUAUUAUCUUAAGGGCAUCUGUAAUAACCAGUAGCUUGAGUGUGUAAUGCUAGAGGCUCCUUUGCUGUACGUGGGAUAACCCUUUCGGACCGCACAUCUGUGCCUUUCCUUUUGUAACCAGCUGUGGAACUGAACUUUCUCCAACCUUCACAAUGGUGCUCUUUUCUCCAAGUGACAUUUGCUUCCAUAUAUUCUAUGUGCAAAUGAUUUUUUGCAGAAUCUUAAUAUUUGUUCUUUUGGUUCUUGUUCCUAUUUGCUGUCUUGGGCAAGCUGCAGACACUUGCCACAAACCUGUCUGAUAUUUGGAGUCUCCUGGCAUUGUACAGUCAAAUUGAGAGAGAUCAACAAACAGAAGAGCGUAGAACAUUCUGGGGAAGCUAAUUUUUAGAACAUUUAAAUGAGUUGGUGACUGUGCAGAACCUCAUGAGGUUCCUUAAAGGUAUGCCAAAUAAGAAUCUGAAAGCCAAAAAUGCAUGUUUUUUUAAAAAAAACUGGAGACACCAACAUAGGACUGGGACUUCAUUAUGUCACUGUGCAAAGAGAACCAGCCAACAGGUCACCUCUGAGAGCGAUACACCCAAAACAUCAGGAAGCAAAUGGUCCAUGACCACUCAGACUUCAUUGUUCCAGCCCUAACUUGCACUACUUGAGCACAAGUAGAGAGAUUGGUGCUUAUUUACCAGGAAAACCAAGAUCCCAGUGGCAGACUGCAGGGAUGUUAGAAAGGAGGAGGAUAGGCCAAGAUAGUCCUGCUGAGCAGGAAGGCUGGUCUAGAUCAAAUUGGCUAGGCCGUCAACACACACAGGGCAGGGGAAGAGGUAUGAACAGGGUGGGAAGGGGUGGGACAAGAAGCUAGUCAAGAGCAGGACAAGUGAAGCCAUUCAUAUUUUGUAUUUCAUUUUGAUUUUGCUAACACACAACCAGCGCCCAUGUCCGCCCCGCCCUCUCACUCUCCCCAAGAAAUACAGGAAAAAAUAGUUAAUAAGCUGAAAGUGUUUUCAUCAUUCUGAUUUUGAAUUUCAACUUUUUAACAAAGCAUUAAAGAUCAUGUUUUUAGAGACUUACCCUUAUAAGGUGUAUUUUAUAAAAUUAAAGAAAAUAAAAUCCAAGAAUGUGUGAAUACACACACACAUUUUGCUUG
Messenger RNA from Eublepharis macularius, 2864 nucleotides. RefSeq names its product proteolipid protein 1 (gene PLP1). The transcript is spliced from 7 exons. Bases 118 to 951 code for a protein of 277 amino acids. The record is from RefSeq and is a predicted model, not a curated record. Gene Ontology annotation, cellular component: plasma membrane; myelin sheath. Gene Ontology annotation, molecular function: structural constituent of myelin sheath. NCBI's taxonomy places the organism in Eukaryota, Metazoa, Chordata, Lepidosauria, Squamata, Eublepharidae. Gene Ontology annotation, biological process: axon development; central nervous system myelination.